Molecule: messenger RNA, 2681 nt
Organism: Paramecium primaurelia
Lineage: Eukaryota; Ciliophora; Oligohymenophorea; Peniculida; Parameciidae
Source: the annotation of a GenBank genome assembly
AUGUAAAGCAGAGUUAAAAAAAGAGAUGAUUCAAAUAAAGAGAUAAUGAAUGUAUUAAUUGCGGAAGAUGAUUUAUUCUAAAGUAUAUGCAUUUAUAAACUUUGAUAGGAGUAGCUAUAGUGGAUUUAUUAUAAUUAUGUGGAUUUUAAGUUAUUGCUUGCAAAAAUGGAUUAGAAGCUAGAGAUGAACUAUUAAAGAAUGAGAAUGAAUUUGAUUUAAUUCUUCUCGAUUUAUUGAUGCCAGAGAUGGGAGGACUUGACUUAUUAAAAAUUAUAAAAAGGUAUUUAAAAUUGUUAUGUAGUAUUGAUAAACUAAAGGAAACUCCAGUGAUUAUGAUGAGUGGAGAUGGGGAAACUGAUAUUGUGGCUGCUUGUCUAGGAGCAGGAGCAUUAAAUUAUUUAGUUAAACCAGUCAACUUUAAAUAAUUUUAAAGUUUAUAAGAAUUAGUCAAGAAGAAACCUAAAAAUAGAAAUGUAAUGUGUUAAUAUAUGUAGAACAAUUCAAAUGAAAAAGGGUUUUAUGAAGUUGUUAGAGAUUUAGGAAGAGGAGCUUUUGGUUGUGUUCAAUUAGUAAGAAAAAGUACUGAUUAAGAAUUAUAUGCAAUGAAAGUAAAAUUUAAAUGAAUUUAGGUAAUUCCAACUUCAUUUAUGAAUGAAUAAGAAAAGAAAAAUGCUGAAAAUGAAGUAAGUUUAUUAAGAGUUCUAACAGCUCCAACAAUAAUUAAAUAUUAUGAAAGCUUUGCUGAAAAUGAUUCUUUAAAUAUAAUCAUGGAAUAUGCAGAAGGAGGAUCAUUAAAUGAAAAAAUCUCUGAACAUAUUAGAGUUGGUUAAAAAAUACCUAAAGAUCAAAUAUUAGCUUGGAUGGCUUAAUUAGUAAUUGCUAUACAUUUUAUGCAUUCUAAGAAUAUCCUUCAUAGAGAUAUUAAAACUUAAAAUAUGUUUUUGAAUAAAGGUUUAUAUUUCAUUAUAUUUUUAAUAGAAUAGGUAAUUAAAUUAGGAGAUUUUGGAAUUUCAAAAGCAUUAGGUACUCAUGCCAAUUUUGCAUAAACCUUUUUAGGAACUCCUUAUUUUAUGCCUCCGGAAGUUAUUAGAGGUGAACCUUAUGGAAAAAAAGCAGAUAUUUGGGCAUUAGGUUGUGCAUUAUAUGAAUUGGUAAUGUUAAAACGACCAUUCUAACAUGAUGUUAUGCAAAUUGUAUUUGACAUGAUACAAAAUAAACCUUAUGAUAUGGAUCCAUCAGUCGAUUCAGAUCUUUAACAAUUAAUAGAAAAAACAUUAUAGAAGGAUCCUAAUAAAAGGCCAUUUGUGGAAGAUUUGGCUAACAUACCAUGUAUUGAAGAAAAAAUAAACUAAUUUUAUAUUGAUCAUCCAAAUGAAAGUAGAAUAAUAUAUAAAUUUUUAGCAAAUUAAAUAUUUUUCAAAAAAUAUUAACUUGGGUAAAAUAAUGAUGAUAGUGGUAACUCUUAGAAUCCAGAAGAUAAUUGUUUGAAAGUUGUAGCUGCCAUAAUUGAUAAAGUUUAACUUAGAAAAAUUACAAUAGGGAUUGUAAAUCAAAUGUAAUAUAUUUAAUAAUUAUUAUAUAGUGAAUAAAUUGGAGUUUUAGGAUCAGAUAUACUUAAUUAUCUUAAAUAAAAUUUUGAUAAAAAAAAUGAGACAGAAUUGUAGUAAUUUGUAUCAACUCUACUUGAAUAACAUUUAAUAAUUCCAUUAGAUAAUAAUAAUCAAUAACUGAUCUCUACUUCUUAUUAUUCAUUUCCAAUGUUUUUAGAAUCCAUACCUGCAAACAAUUAUUAAGUAUUUACUAGCAAUUCUCAAGAUAUGAUGUUUAUUUUAAAAAAACUCAUUAGGAAAUUUAAGGAAUUUCAAAGAAAAAUUACAGAAAAGAAAUAAUUAAGCUUUGAGGCAUUUAAUAAAAAUUUCAAUGACUUUUUCUAGUUAGUUCAUUAAACAUUAGAACUCUAGAAAGCAACAAUGAUUGACUAUUCUCCUUAAAAGAAACUUGCAGUAUAUGUUAAUAUAUAUUAAUUAAUGAGAUUACAUUAGUAAUAUAAUAUUAAUAUAAUAGAUCAUUAUAAUAAUAUUAUGUUCAAAACUUGUAGAAAAAAAAAGAAUUAAUUAAUUAACCUUGCAAUUUAUUAUAAUCUGUAAUUAGUACAAUAAUAGUUCCUCGUCCAAUUUCCUAAGAAUUCUCUUAUUGUAUAAGUGGUUAGAUAACUACUUUUGGAUAAAUAAAGCAUGGAAUCUUGAGAGGAAAUAAAAAUACUGAAAAUAUUCAUUUGCUACCUAAAGAUGACCCCAGAAUCAUAUAAUAAGAAAUAAAGGGAAUUUUCAUUUUAUUCAUAGAAGAAUAUUAAGAUCAAUAAUCAUCAAUUACUUAAGAAUUAAUCUUUUUAGAUGAAGGUUAAAUUACUUAAUAUAUUUACAAAUAAAUUUAAUAGUUUAUAUAAAAAAAUGUAAUACUUGAUUUAGUUGAAUAAGAAAUUGUAAUUCAUCCCUUAUUACAAAGUAAAUUUAUUAUUUAUUUUAGAGUACAUAAGUGAUUUUGGAUCUUAAAGAAAACUAAUUGAAUGGUUAUUAGAGAAUAUUGAUGAAGGAUAAGAUAAUAAAAAGAUUCUAAGUUAAUUUGAUAAUAAAGAGUUCUUUAUUUUAUUUAAGGAUCCUAAUGUAUUAACAAAAUAUUGA